This is a messenger RNA of Monopterus albus (swamp eel), 3455 nucleotides long. RefSeq names its product collapsin response mediator protein 1 (gene crmp1). Bases 247 to 2274 code for a protein of 675 amino acids. The transcript is spliced from 14 exons. Gene Ontology annotation, molecular function: hydrolase activity, acting on carbon-nitrogen (but not peptide) bonds, in cyclic amides. Gene Ontology annotation, cellular component: cytosol; cytoplasm. The record is from RefSeq and is a predicted model, not a curated record. Lineage: Eukaryota; Metazoa; Chordata; Actinopteri; Synbranchiformes; Synbranchidae.
UGUGUGGUCAGUAACUACACUGCUGCAGAGCUAAGACUAAUUCACACUGGCACAUCACACAACUAGAGCCCUGGAUCAUUUCAGUUUGUGCGUGUGUGUUAAGAGGCGGGUUUGCCCGGAGAGAGCUGCUUUUCAUAGCUCUUGCCUGAGAAGCGGGACUGUGACCCGGCUGGACGUAGAACAAGCGAGGCUGCUGUCUCCAGCGUUUCAGACGCGGGGGAGUCUUCAUCUCUCGUUGUAGCUACAAUGUCUGACUGCAGAAGACAGUGGAAUCGGGAGGAUGAGCUACCCGUCUACCUGGCGGGACCGAUCACCACCGGUCCGAACCAGAGGAAAUCCUACGGGAUGUUCAGCUCUGUGGAGGGGGCGUUUGGCAGCAAGACCAUUGACUUAGAUAAUUACGCGAUGGGGAAGAAAGGUAGCCGCACACCGAGAAGCGAGAGCCGAGAGAGGCUCUUGGACCCUGGUGAUCCCAUCGGCAAAACACCCAGGGAAACCCAGGAAGGCUCAAUGACCCACUCGCCCGUGGAGAGAGAGGACGCACGCACAGAUGGCCAGGACAGAUUUUCAUCGGGGAACGAAAUCCCGAAUGAAAAGAGUGAGAAGCUGUUGAUCAAAGGAGGGCGAGUGGUCAAUGAUGACCACUCUUUCUAUGCAGAUGUCUACAUUGAGGAUGGGCUCAUCAAGCAGGUGGGUGAGAAUCUGGUCGUCCCCGGAGAUGUCAGGGUGAUCCAGAGUAAUGGCCGCCUGGUGAUACCAGGAGGGAUAGAUGUCAACACUUGCUUCAUGAAGCCCUACUUGGGUACACAGCCCGUUGAUGAUUUCCUCCAGGGCACCAAGGCUGCCCUUGCUGGUGGCACUACCAUGAUCAUUGACCAUGUGAUCCCCCAGCCUGGGCACAGCCUGCUAGCGGCAUUUGAGCACUGGCAGGAGGCUGCAGAUAAGAAGGCGUGCUGUGACUACUCCCUGCAUGUCGACAUCCCCCAGUGGAAUGAGACUGUUAAAGAUGAGCUGGAGCUGCUGGUGCAAGAGAAAGGUAUCAACUCCUUCCAAGUGUACAUGGCUUAUAAGGAUGUGUACCAGAUGACAGAUUCUCAGCUGUAUGAGGCUUUCUCCUUCCUGAAGCAAUUGGGUGCUGUGGUGUUAGUUCAUGCUGAAAAUGGAGAUUUGAUUGCUCAGGAACAGAGAAAAAUCCUUAGAAUGGGAAUCACUGGACCUGAGGGCCACCCUCUGAGUCAUCCUGAAGAGCUGGAGGCUGAGGCUGUGUUUCGCGCCAUCACUCUUAGCAACCAGGUGAACUGUCCUGUGUACAUCACCAAGGUGAUGAGCAAGAGUGCAGCUGACACCAUCACCCAGGCCCGGAGGAAAGGUUCUGUCGUUUUUGGGGAGCCAAUUACAGCUAGUUUGGCCACUGACGGUUCUCACUACUGGAGCAAAAACUGGGCCAAAGCAGCUGCUUACGUGACCUCUCCACCUCUGAGUACUGAUCCCACAACUCCUGACCACCUCCACACACUGCUGGCCUGUGGGGACCUCCAGGUGGUGGGUAGCGCUCACUGUGCAUACAGCACUUCCCAGAAGGCAAUUGGUAAAGAUGACUUCACCCUUAUCCCAGAGGGAACCAAUGGGGUGGAGGAGAGAAUGGGAUUUGUCUGGGACAAGACUGUGGCCAUGGGGAAGAUGGAUGAGAACCAGUUUGUGGCAGUCACAUCUACCAAUGCUGCUAAAAUUUUCAAUCUGUACCCACGUAAAGGCCGGAUAGCGGUAGGCUCUGAUGCAGACAUCGUCAUCUGGGACCCUGACAGCGUCAAAACCAUCACUGCCAAACUCCAGCAGUCGGCUUCAGAAUACAACAUCUUUGAGGGCCUGGAGUGCCGUGGCGGUCCGGUCCUGGUGUUGAGUCAAGGUCGUGUGGUUUAUGAGGAAGGCAAGCUGCAGGCUCAGCAGGGCACUGGUCGAUUUAUUCCUCGCAAGCCUUUCCCAGACUACGCUUUCCAGCGUGUUAAGUUUAGAAACCAGGUGAAAGGUAAGCAGGGUGUUACUCGUGGGAUGUAUGAUGGCCCUGUUUACGAUGUUGCUCCUACCCCCAAAUAUAUUACUCCUGCUCCGUCAGCCAAAACCUCACCCACCUUUCAACCACCACCAAUCCGCAAUCUUCACCUGUCCAACUUCAGCCUAUCGGGGGCACAGACUGAUGACAACGUUCCAUAUCGGCCUGGCCACCGUAUUGUAGCACCCCCUGGUGGUGGCACCCACAUUACCAGCCUUGGUUGAACACUGGACUGUGCAAAGUGUGGUUGUUGUGGAGUUUCACCUCUCAAGUGUGUGUGUGUGUGUGUGUGUGUGUGUGUGUGUGUGUGUGUGUGUGUGUGUGUGUGUGUGUGUGUGUGAGUGUGAGCACACAGGCAUGAAUGAAUACCUUUAUAUUUUUUUGGUUAAAUGGUGACAUGUUUUUUUUUUUUUUUUAGACCAUUAUGAUUUUAUCAGUUUGCCUUAGCCACUAAGAUGAAGCACAUUUAUACUUCCAAUAAAAAAAAAGUGUGAUUUACAAUCAAUCAAGUCAUUCAAAAAUGUGCAAAACUCAGACUUGUGAGUUGGUCCCCCUCUAAGGACCUAAUGUGACCCCAUGUCAUAAUGUUGCUGUCCCCUUUCCAGUGAGCAUGACUUCUUCCUUAAUCUUCUUUGUGUCCCACAUCAUCCUGUGUGGGCCUGCUCAGACAUGGUGCUCCUCUCCACCCAUCUGGUGGACAUCUGUAGAAAUAACAGAUUUCUACCACAUCUGGUAUUCAACAUACUGGCAAUAUUAGCUUUAGUGUGGCUCAAGUGGAUCAAUUAAACAUAUUGCAUGGACACAUCUUUAGAUGUUGCACUACUUGUGGUUUAUUAUGACAAUGCAGGAACACUUAAAACUGUACUCCAGGCACAUUUGUAUUCAACAGCACAAACAUAUUAAAUUAUUGUAUGCUUUGAACACAUAAUGACACUCACUGUGGAUAGAGCCAGCUGUUUCCAAGUUCAAAACACAUUCAUUCAUUUUUAACAUUACUGUGAAAUUCAAUAAAAGCAAUGCAACUCCCACUCCACCAUUAGAUACUAUAUGCAAAUGUGUCAGUACUCUCCUGUAAAAUGUGAAAGUAGAUGAGCAGUUGAAACAAAAAGAAAAACAGCUGUUGUCUGUUGCUAAAUUAAUUUUUAGAUUGUUGUGCCAACAUAAUAGUUUUACUGCAAAGGCAUUGUGAUAUUUGCUAGUUUUCUGCCAAUUGCUCUGCAAGAAAUGGAUCUCGCUGCUGCAGAAGGGCUUCAGCUCCCACCGCCGCUCUUUCAAACUUCCCCAAGGAUCUUUUGAAACUGUUUAGAUUUUAUUUUUAGUGUUUCAAUGCAGCUCUGCUUUUGUCGUUGUUGUCUGGUAUCUCCAAUGGAACUCAAAAUCAAUAAACUGAUCAAUAAAGAGUUGA